AGGCGCACUGCGCUAUAACCGCAGCGCUGGGCUGGUUGGCGAAGUAGCUGCGGUGGUGGGCGGCCUGCUGGACACACCAGGACUACGGCAUUGAAGCUACAAUAGCAACGGCAGCGUCAAAGACUGGGAAGAGUGCGCACUAAGAAAUACAACAUCUGAGAAAGAGGAGCCUUUGCUACACCCUGGGGCAUGGCAGUUAAUGUGUAUUCCACCUCUGUGACCAUUGAGAACCUGAGCCGACAUGAUAUGCUGGCAUGGGUGAAUGACUCGCUGCACCUUAGUUAUACCAAGGUCGAGCAGCUGUGUUCAGGAGCGGCAUACUGCCAGUUCAUGGACAUGCUUUUUCCUGGUUCUGUACACCUGAAGAAAGUCAAAUUCCAAGCCAAACUGGAACAUGAGUACAUACACAACUUCAAAGUGCUGCAGGCAGCUUUCAAGAAAAUGAGCAUUGAUAAAAUAAUUCCAGUAGAAAGAUUAGUGAAAGGGAAGUUCCAGGACAACUUUGAGUUUGUGCAAUGGUUUAAGAAGUUAUUUGACGCAAACUACGACGGGAAGGACUAUGACCCUUUGCAGGCCAGGCAUAGCCAGGAGGUGGUGGCUCCACACAAUCCAGUGCCACAGAGGACAUCCCCAACAGCACCCAAGAUUGCGCCAGCACCUCAGAGGGUGCCCCACACAACGCCCUUCAUGGGCGGCGGCAGAAAGAACACGCCUGUUGUGCGGAAUGGUGCCAGCGAUGCAGAUGCACAGAUCAUAGAGCUCAACCAACAGUUAAUGGAACUGAAAUUGACAGUGGAUGGGCUGGAGAAAGAGAGAGAUUUCUACUUCAGUAAACUACGGGACAUUGAGCUGAUCUGCCAGGAACAUGAAAGUGAAAACAAUCAAGCCGUCUUGAAAAUUAUUGAGAUUCUCUACGCUACAGAGAAUACCACAGUUGAUGGGUAAAUCCCCUAGUGCAGCAGACGUUGCGAUGGCUUUGCACCUCCAGAGGAUGACGACCAGGAUGAAUACUAAACCCAAUUUUUCCCCUCUCUGUCUCUUUCUCCCGCUUCUCCACACCCCGCUUCUCUGUCAUAGAAGUACCCAAGGCUGUUUACUAGCACUACAGUUGAGUUUUUGAGUUGUACAGCCUUUUACCGCACAAUCACAUAACAGCAACAGACUCCUAAACAUUUCAGCAUGGUGUAAAAAAAUAACACAUACAAUAAGAGGUAGGUAAAACAACGAACAAAACUGUAAACACUUAAUGAGAAAAAGAAAACACAAACAUGAAUCUGAAUCUAUUAACAGCCCUUUGCGAUACUGAAUUUUAGCUUAUGUCUUACUGUACAUUGCAACAGGCAUUCCCUCUGCCACAAAUGCUGCAGCUGUUUACACCUUCCUACCACACUCCAACUGACAGACUGUAUAAUAUUCAAGAAAGAUAUUUAAUUUGUAUAUGUUUUUGUUAAUGGCUUUACUUGCAUUUUGCAUAUUGUUUUGACAGUGAUCAUUUGA
This is a messenger RNA of Polyodon spathula (Mississippi paddlefish), 1497 nucleotides long. RefSeq names its product microtubule-associated protein RP/EB family member 3-like. The transcript is spliced from 8 exons. Gene Ontology annotation, molecular function: microtubule plus-end binding. The coding region runs from base 190 to 945 and encodes 251 amino acids. NCBI's taxonomy places the organism in Eukaryota, Metazoa, Chordata, Actinopteri, Acipenseriformes, Polyodontidae. Gene Ontology annotation, cellular component: spindle midzone; cytoplasmic microtubule; microtubule organizing center. The record is from RefSeq and is a predicted model, not a curated record. Gene Ontology annotation, biological process: protein localization to microtubule plus-end; regulation of microtubule polymerization or depolymerization; spindle assembly.